CACAGCGAAGCAAAAUAAGACGUUCCAUGAAUUUAGUCCUUGAGUCGCUGAUACGCAUCGUACAGUCGAAGUUGGCCUUUAGGUGAAGCUACUAUGGAGGAACCUGAUGACGGUUCCACAACUGAGUCUAAACAAGAACAAAAACCAGAAUCUUCUGAGAAUUGUUUAAGUGACAGUGUUCCAGAACAUAUUCAGGAGUCUACGCCGUCAAAAUCUAACGACAACAAAGAAUCAAUCCCAGAUAAAUUAGAUGAUGAAGAUAAUAAGACAAACCAGCCAGAGAUGCAACCAGAGGUUGUUGUACUACAGGAAGGGAAUAGUAUGGAACAAAAUGAUGUCAAAACAACAGAAAAUCCUCCAAACAUGGAAUCAAAGCUGGGAAAUAUUGAAGUAGCAGAAAAUGAGGAAACGAAGUCAGAACACGAGGAAAUAAAUCCAGAUUUGGAUGAUCUUGAUAAUGAUGCACCAGAUACUCCAUAUACUAUUGAUGAUUUAACUGAUGUUCAAAACCAAGAGUCUAAAGAAAGUAGUGAUGUUGAAGGCGAACAGAAGCUUAUCAGAGCACGACUAAUCAACCCUACUGAGCUGGGUCGUUGUGAAUACUGUCAAGGGCCUGUUAAGAAGAGAAGACUUUGUUCGCCUUUGAAGAAAUUUUGCUCGAAAGCCUGUGCAAGAAACUGUAGAAAGACUAAGAAAGAAGAUGAGGGACAAGACUGUCAAACAGAGGAUUCAGCAGCAGGAAUUGAGGGAGAGUCCAAGAUGACAUGGGAUGACUAUCUGCGAGCAGCUUCCACCAAAGCUGCCCCAGAUUCAUGCUUCAAACAUUCAACGACUGAUGUUCCUGGUCUGAAGCCUGGCAUGAAGCUGGAAGCAGUGGAUCGGAAUAACCCACCCUCAUACUGUGUAGCCACAGUCAUCAAGUGUGUUGGACAUCGUGUGUGUAUCAGAUAUGAUGGGUAUGGCAGUGACAGUAGCAAUGACAUAUGGUGUAACUUUCAAGCCGAGGAGCUCCAUCCUAUUGGUUGGUGUGCUCAGAAUGGAUACCCGUUACAGCCUCCUAAAGGUGUUGGUAGCAGUUUAGAAGCAUGGAGGACAUUUUUAACGCAGACACUCACUGGUGCCUUGGCAGCCCCACAGGACCUCUUUAAAAAGUCACAAGAGCAUUUCCAGCCAAGGGUUCAUGGUUUUGAAGUUGGGAUGAAGCUUGAAGCUAUUCACCCUCUGCGACCAUCGAUCAUUUGCCCAGCUACUGUCACUAAAAGCCUUGGUCCUUACUACUUUGCUGUCACCCCUGACUUCCAGCAUGAUCUUCCUCCCUCUACAUUCUGUUGCCAUAGUGAUUCACCAGGGAUUUUUCCUGUUGGAUGGUGCUAUCGUAAUGGUAUAGAACUGACCUACCCAGCCAACUACACCAAAAAGACCUUCUCAUGGCCUAAAUACUUGUCAGUGUGUAGGGCCACUGCUGCACCAUCACAUCUUUUUAAGAAGGUAAAGGGCCACAAGUUUAAAGUUGCAAUGAAGGUGGAGGUAGUGGAUCUUGAACAACCAUCUGUAAUCUGCGUAGCUACCAUCACUAAUGUCAUUGGACGAUUACUACUGCUGUUUUUUGAUGGGCGGUCAAGAUUUCAGUUUGUGGAUGUCGAGGCCCCUGAUCUUUACCCAAUCGGCUGGUGCAAAAGGACUGGUCAUCCACUCGAUACCCCUUUUGGUGUCAUGCCUGCUAUCACAGAAGCCAAAACAAAGGCUCCCGAGCAAGAAGUACUGUAUCUUCCAUCGUUUGAUGAAGUCAUGGGAAGGCAAGUUGCACCAUUGCAGCAUCAAAGCCAUCUUGCUCUACCUUCGAGAAAGCCUACUACCAGACCAGAGCAAGAGAAAGAAAAAGAAAAGGAGAAAGAAAAGGAGAAACAGAAAGAAAGAGAAGACAACCAUGGUGAUUUUGAAUCCGAAGAAAAGUCUGGGGAGAGCGACAUCAGUGAGGACGAUUCUUUAGCAUCAGAAAGGUUCUACCACAACAAGAACCAAAUAUUUUUCAACAAAGGAUGUUGUAUUGGACCGCUGUUGAAUCCAGAACGUGUCAAACUCCUGCCUGAUUCCACUCCCCCGGGGAAAGUCAGUACAGUUAUACGUACAGGUCUCGAAAUGGUAGCAAGAGCAGCUCUGGAUCCGGAAAAAGUCAUCGACUUAAUGCAAGAGGGAUGUGGUGUUCGAGUGACGAUAAAACAUGAAGGAAAAGUCCUGAAAAAAGCCAUAUCAAGAGUAGACUCUCGACCUAAAUUAGAACGUUACCUGAAGCGGUUUUGCAGACGACUCAUUUGUUGUGAAUACUUCUUAAGCUUGAAGCCUGUGGGACAGCCAUGUCCAGAUCAAUGCAAAGCGGAUGAUCAAGGAAACCUUCAGGGCCCCAAAGGAUUGAAAGCCAAACGCUCUCGAGAAUACUUCGAAGUUAAACAUCUUGGUUUCGAGAAGAAGAAACGGGGACGAAGACGUAAGGCAGACAUCUUAAAUGAUGCGGGUUCUUCAACAGCCGUGAAAAAAAGAAUGAUAGAAAAUGGAGCUGGUAGCUCUCUCGCGCCGGUUAUUUCUUCAUCGACUGUAAAUUGCCAACUCGCACCGGCUUAUCAUAUUCCCCAUAAUGGAAAUGUCAUGCAAAGACCUGCAGUAACAACAGCAGCUCUUCCUGGUGUCCAGGCUCCUGUCGUGCGAUAUCAAGGGCCUGGCAACGUAGCUGUCGUUCGACCAAACACAAAUCUCCACAUACCAGGCCGUGCUACUGUGACUGCUAUCGCCCCUGCACAGCCCCCGCACAUUGUUGUUGCCGCGGCAACAGUUCAAGGAAAUACCCAGCUCGUAAAACAGGAUGGUGUUUUAUCACACAAUCGUAUCAUUAUGGCUGACCAAAUGAGUCCUGGUUCUUCGAACAAGCCACGAAUAGUCACGAACAUUUCAGGGCAGACAUUCGCAACAAGUUCAAGCGGUAGUGGAACCACAAUCACGUUCGGUCGAGCCCCCCCUAACGUCACAGUGUCGUCCUCCGCUGCCCCACCCCCCCUGACUCGCAUUUCCAAUACAGUUGAUAGCAUAAGUGUAUCCAGUGACAAGGGAGUGAUUGCUACGGCAACGUCCUUACAACCAUCCGUGACCCCUAAAGGGAGCAGCGUCUUCUCAAUGGCAGCCGUAUCUCACGCGACACACUCACGUGGUCCGCCUAACGUGGUAGUGUCUGCUAAUCAAGGAAUGAUGACCACUUCAGGCGGCACAGUACAAGUGUCGGUUUCAGAUGCUGGUCUCUAUAACUCUGCCAAUGCACCCAAUAGUGGAAUCAUUCGUGCCCCAAUUGUUGUUCCACCGCAGGUUAAACAGGAGACCCCUCCUCCUCCACCCUUAGUACACGCGUCUAAAGUAUCUCCUGCACUUCGUAUGCUCGGACCUGGCGGCGUAGUUUCGUCCUCUAACGUCACUCUAGCCACUUCGUCUUUCAAUCAUCCUCGUUCCUUGUCGCAAAAUGCUUUUCCUGGUGCACACGUGGGAGAAUCUCGUAGCCCUCGUCCAAUAUACACUAGCACUGGUCAGCUUGUUAGUCAAUCAGUACCGGGACAGACCUCAAGAACAAUUUAUAUACGGCCUAAUAAUCCCGCUAAGGGUGGGGAUUCAGCUGUAACAAGUAAUAAGCAUUUGAUGCCACGAUAUCAGAGCUUCACUCAGCGCAUCUCGCCCAAACCACAAGCCGCUAUGCAAGCAAGUUCGGGAACUAUUCGCGUAUCCCAAGAUGUAGGGCCCGUGAGACAUCAAUCACCAGUGUUGUCGUCUAUUGGACAGACCAAUCGAACUAUCAUUCCUAAACAAGGAGUAAUCCAAACCAUUCAUCACAACCCUGUCGCCAUCGCUCCAUUGAACAGCCCUGCUAAAAUACCUCAUGGUGGUUCAUUGCCCAACGGCCAGUCGUUCGUCCAAAGCACAACCCUCGAAAAAAUCCGUGCGGGGAUAAAACCAAGCCUGGGUCAAUUAGAACGCGUACCUGAAAAUAACAACAAGCCUCCAUACGAACCCGCCAAACAACAAGGAAAUGAGGAGUUACGUGUACAGGAAAAGGAUAAUGGUGAAGAACAAGGCGAUGGUAAAGAAGAACAACCUAAGAAGAGGAAUCUAUGGUGGCUAAAGAAGAGGAAAAGAAAGCGCUCCAGGCUAACCUACUUGAAAACGAAAUAUCGUAAAAAAGACGAUGGAAAUGGAGGUGUUUCGAAUGGCAGUGAAGUAAAGGGGAAAAACCUUCCUGACUAUAUGGAUUACCCAAACGAAAGCGGGUCCCCAGACAGACCCAAGAGAGGCCGAGUGAACGAUCUGAAGGAUAUAGUUAUGAGAUUCGAAGAAGAUGGUGAUGGUUCUACACCAAUGAUCGACGAGAAAGAUCCCGAUUGGGAUGAGAGCGCAGAGCGAAAGAAAGCUAAGACAAAAAAGCGAGGAUUUGGAAAAAAAGGUGGAUCCGACAUGUCACCGACUUUGUCCAACCCACCAUCUCCAUUCUCACCCACGUCCAUCCACUCUCCUCUGUCUAAUAAUCCGUACGCACGGCACACUGGCUCAAAACAACUGCCAAAUGAAACCAAGUCACUUGUCAUGAAGCUCGACCCAGUUCCUUCUCGUCGAACAGCGGGUGGAUCAAUGCAGCAUGGGAAUGACUUGGUUCAUAAAGGAAAAUCCUCGAGAUCUGCCUCCUACUCGACUGCAGAUGGACAUGGACACCCACCACGAACAAUACGAUCCACGUCAUCUCACAAGUCACCACUCAGUCCCACUUCUCCAUCGUUCAGGCGACAAUCAGCCCCAAAACGCGUAGUUGACGUUGGUGUUAAUACGUCACUUCCGGGAUGUUUGAAUGGUCGUUCUCCAGAGUUGCCAAGUAACCCAGUCACGUGGUCUGUCGAUGACGUGAUUACAUACGUACGUUCUACUGACUGCAGUCACUACGCGCCGAUCUUCCAGGAAGAGGAAAUCGAUGGCCAGGCGUUGCUGAUGUUAUCACGUGACGCCCUCAUGCAGUUCACCCCAAUGAAGCUCGGCCCGACGCUCAAGAUGUGCAGCUACAUCUCACAGUUGAAGUUAAGGGCCAAGUGAUUUGGAAGCAAAUAUAUAAAGAAUAGGUUUUCUUAGGUCAGUAAUACUAUAUCCAGAGGUUAAGAAGGUAACUGGGUCGAGCUGGUAUUGCAGUGCAUUGUGGGGCUCUUUCAGGGGACAUGUUUCUAAGAUGGCGUCUAUUCCGUCCCACAAUGCACUGCAAUGCCAAGGUCAGUGAUAAUAUAUUCAGAGAUUGAGAAAAAAACUGGGUCGACUGUUUUUGGAAACAAUUCCAAUAUGGCGACUCUUUUCCCUCUAUAACAGUCCCACAAUGCAAUGUAAUGCCAACUGGACAAAGUUUUUUUUUUGAUAUCGUAAUUGCUAACAAUACCAAAUAGGGCUUUCCAAAGAUAAAGCCGUGCAAUAGAUAUUAAACUAAUACACUUUAGUAAACCCUAAUUCCGAUCCAUUGUUUUCUUUUGUGUCUAUUUGACUUUUACACGUUGAAUAGUUGAACCAAUUUAUCAGUUUUCCACAAUCAGAGUUUUAGAUUCUAAGAUAUUCCUAGUUAAGUUGUUAAGCUUGUGGGACAUAGCAACGGUAACUAAGGGGAAUCGAAACCAUGAAUUAAAAGUAGUGAAAUUUAAUGUAUGACGUCAUGGCCGCCAUGUUGAAAAGAAUUUUCCCUGCUCGGUUUCUUAUGUUUCUGUCAUCCAACAUGGCGGCUGUAUUGAAGAAAAAGUGAAACUUAAUUUUCAAACAAACAUUUAUCAAGUACUCAGUCUAGCUAAGAGUUCGUAGAAGAUAAAAAUGAUAAUAAUUUGAAUAUAAAGUCUCUAUUAAGGAAGGUUUAGACGGUACGAAUUUCGCCUACAACUAUCGUAUACAACACGCUGGCGCCAUCCUACAACUCGAGUCGCAGCGCGUAAAUCAAGCCUACAACUCGCCUACGAUAGACGCGAGCGUGUUGCAUACGAUAGUUGUAGGCAAAAAUCGUACCGUCUAAACCGGSCUUUAGAGACCAUUUUACUUUGGGCGUUUUCCCAUUUCAAACGUCGUCAAGGGUUUGUUUGUCACAGCUUUGUACGUAUUAAUGUAUACACUCAAUUGCAAAGUCACUGUCAAGUCAAAAACAUAGAACAUAGAAGCUGAGACCAAUAUGGAACAUGGAAAGUACGUUUAUUAGAUGUAUCUAGUGAUACAACUCGUGGGAUGUUCAUCGAUUGUUGCACUGACAGAAAGGAUGGAGGCUUUUAACACCUCUUUCAUAUCAACUGUGUAUCUCAUAUGAAUACAUCAGAAGAUAAUUAUGAAUACCUUUCGUUCUCCGCUUCUAUGUUUUAUGUUUUUAACCCAACAAUGAUUUUGCAAUAGAAGCUUUGCACUACGCGUGCUGGCGCCCAUAUUACAGCUUGGGCUGCCUGUGGUUAGAUGGCAGAACAAUAAAAUCCCUUUGCUCUUGGAAAUUGAAUUAUUACCCAUGUAAAACGAUUGGAUUGUUCCUGCUAUCCAACAUGGAUGCCGUCACGUGAUGUUGCAAAGCUUCUAUCGAGUAUAUUUAAUAGCGAGGUGUAUUAGACAAAGAAGCUUUACUCGAGAGUCGACUAAUGGUCGGAAAUGGAAAACUUCACUCCAAAGUUACCACUCUUUUCAUUGCUAAGCGCUGAUCGAGACAACAAUUACAACAGGGAAAUUGGGCAAUGCAUUUCCGUCAAUCAAAUAAAUUGACGGUUACCUUUAUAAUCUCUGAUUGGCGGCAGUGUACUGCCCUAUUCAGCCCCUGUUUUCUCGGUCAGCGUGUAGCAGUGAAAAGAGUGGUAAAGGAUCUGUUACCAAUUGUGUUGUAAACUAGAAAUAUUUUGAUCGUCAGUAUUUUACUCUUCCUCGCGACAAUUUUUGUAUUUUGGUAAAGAAUUUUAUAUUCAAUUAAUAAAACAAAUU
This is a messenger RNA of Actinia tenebrosa (Australian red waratah sea anemone), 6993 nucleotides long. RefSeq lists its product as uncharacterized. Lineage: Eukaryota; Metazoa; Cnidaria; Anthozoa; Actiniaria; Actiniidae. The record is from RefSeq and is a predicted model, not a curated record. Gene Ontology annotation, molecular function: histone binding; chromatin binding. Gene Ontology annotation, cellular component: nucleus. Gene Ontology annotation, biological process: negative regulation of DNA-templated transcription.